Danio rerio (zebrafish) is the source of this 2885-nucleotide messenger RNA. It is a transcript of the gene fgd, whose product is annotated as faciogenital dysplasia. Lineage: Eukaryota; Metazoa; Chordata; Actinopteri; Cypriniformes; Danionidae. The record is from RefSeq and is marked validated. Gene Ontology annotation, molecular function: metal ion binding; guanyl-nucleotide exchange factor activity. Gene Ontology annotation, cellular component: cytoskeleton.
UAAUGUCGAUGAAAACCAGACGGGAGAAGGAGAAAGAGUUUUAAAACAGGACGAAUGAAGUGAUAAAAAGAUCAAAACGCUCCAUUAUUUAAAGUCUGAGCGAGAAAAUCUGCACACGAUGAGAGGAAUCGGCGCGAACGAUUUGUCUCCAGCAUCUCUGCAGUACCGUGGAUCACUAGAACAGCCUCAGAAGAUCAAGAAGACUCCGCCCCCUCUCAGGACAUGCCCCGCCCACACCCCAGAGAGGCCACGCCCCAAAGCACAGAAACCUCACGUGCCUCCUAAGCCUGUACACCUGUUGUGUGGAGCUGGUGUUCCUGUUCCCCGUGCGCCUGCCCGAGCCGGAGACCUGUCUGCUGGGCUCGUCCGCAGUCUCCACUGCUCCCGGUUUCUCCAUCAGCGGCUCAUGAUGGACUCUCCAGAUAUUCUUCAUUCGGACGCUCAGCUCUCGCUCUCAGACAGACUCUCCUGCACACCGGCAGAGAUUUCAGGACUGCCAGACGCUGUGCAGUGCAGCAAACACACACAGGAGAGCAGCGAACACACACCCAUGCAGCAGGACGUCCCGCCGGAGGCUGACGGAGAGACCAGCGGGAAGAUCCCCAACCGGGACAGCGGGAUCGACAGUCCGUCCUGCGGCGGAGAGGGAGAGUGUUUCCCCAAUGAGGAGCACAAACAGGAAUACACACACGAGGAAGACAAACGAGAACACACACAUGAUGUGGACAAACAGGAACACACACACGAGGAGCGCAAACGAGAAUACACACAUGAUGAGGACAAACGAGAAUACACACAUGAGGAGGACAGCGAUCUGGAGGAAGAAGAGCAGGAGGAAGAGGAGGAGGACCAGAACACAGAGAUCAAGGCUUCGGUGUGUGACCCUCAGAAGCUGCUGAACAUCGCUAAAGAGCUGCUGCAGACAGAAGAGGCCUACGUGAAGAGGCUGAACCUGCUGGACCAGGUGUUCUGUGCGCGUCUGACGGAGGCUGGUAUUCCCACUGAUGUGAUCACUGGAAUCUUCUCCAACAUCUCCUGCAUCCACAGCUGUAACCCGCGCAUCGGGGACAUCCUCCAGAAGCUGGCUCCGUUCCUGAAGAUGUACGGCGAGUACGUGAAGAACUUCGACCGCUCGAUGGAGCUGGUCAGCCUGUGGACACAGCGCUCCGGGACAUUCAAGAGCACCGUGCAGAGCAUACAGAAGCAGGAGGUGUGUGGGAACCUGACGUUGCAGCACCACAUGCUGGAGCCGGUGCAGAGGAUCCCGCGCUACGAGCUGCUGCUGAAGGACUACCUGAAGAAACUGCCGGAGGGAGCAGCAGACCACCGAGACGCUCAGGCUGUCUGUGGGAAGUGCCUGAAGGUGUGUGACAGCAGGAACAUUCGCAUGUGUAGACCGUGUGCUGAAGCUGAAGGAGCAGCAGGAGGCGCCACUGAGCACAAGAAGAGGGUCGAGAAGCAGCUGUCGGUUAGUCAACUGUCAUCUUCUCAGCGGUCUGGAAAAGGUGAAGAGGUUGAGCAGGAGCAGAUCCUCCAUCGUUGACCAGCACACGGGUCUGUGUGUUCAUGCUCUUCGUCUGUCAGGAUUCUCAGCCAGCAGCCGAUUGGACAACGCUCCUGUCACAUGCUGUAUGGGGAGGAGCCUACGAGGUGUCAGCUACAGGAUGUUUCCCCUGGGCUCUGGCCCCGCCCCUUUUAUAAGGAACUCCUGUUACUUGAAAUCACUUUAUCCUCAGCACUUUCACUCUCUCUGUUGAUGAUCGGUUCACUGCCUGCUUACAGACACACACACACACAUGCAUACACAUAGACAAAGACACACAGAGGAACACACAUACACACACACACACACACAUAUAUACAGAGACAGACAUACCCAAACAGAUACAAUCAAACAAACUCACACACAGAAUCACACACACACACACACACACACACACACACAUGCACACGCUGGAUGCUGAAAUGAAUGAUAUUGAAGGCUCAUCAUGAAUGUUUGUUUGUGUUGGUGGUCUUUCAGGUGUGUUAUAAUCAGUUUAUUAAGCAUUAAGUCUCUGUCCUGUCACACUCACACACACACCGUCAGCACUGAUGGAUCUCAGAUUUUAGUGCCACUCUGAGUCUCUUUGUUUAUGUUCAGCGUUAUGUUAUGCAAAUGAAGCACAAUCGCUCGUGGCCAUACUGAAGAAGACAUGUUGUGCUGUGUGUUUACACCCCAGUAGCAUUAGAUCUGCCGCUUUUCUGUAAUUAAUGUAAAGUUUUACCAUAUCUACAAUAGCUCACAGCUCAGCGCAGACAUCAAUAAUGUCACACAGCCUCUUAAAGGCACAGUACACCCCAGAAUAUCAUCAGAAACACCAAACAGCACUUCCCGGAGACUAAUUAAAAACAUAAAAUACUAUGAAAGUCCAGUGUUUCAUCAGAAUAUCUGCAUUAGCUUUGACACAAGUGUGUGAAGGAUAUUUGUGGGUGUACUGUCUCUUUAAGAGUAACGAGCUUCAGCUUUAUUUAUGCAAUAACUGUCCUCUUCUGAAGAGAAGCGCUGUAGUUUUCUCAGGAUGGUCUUUUCAGGUGUGUGUUUUGGGGGAUGUACAGUAUGUGUGUGUGUGCGGAUCAUUAUUGUCAGUGUUUUAGGAUGAUGGAGAGCUGUGGCGGGCCACUCAGUAGCACCUCCGACUGCUGGAUAUUUGCCUCCUGAGAGAAAUGAUGAGACUUUUCAGAGCGGAUGAUGCUCUUUUCUCUCAGUCUGGAGGAGGACUGUGCCCGAUGUGAUGUAAAUCUUGCAUUUGCUUGGCUUUUUUGUUUCUGAAAGCUUACAAUCAGUAUUAUUGGAAGCUUUUUAUGUGUACAAAGUCAAUAUCAGUCAAUUAAAGAGUAUCUGGUCA